This is a messenger RNA of Mucor velutinosus, 1095 nucleotides long. Its product is annotated as Protein fmp32, mitochondrial. Gene Ontology annotation, cellular component: plasma membrane. Bases 1 to 1095 code for a protein of 364 amino acids. Gene Ontology annotation, biological process: zinc ion transmembrane transport. Gene Ontology annotation, molecular function: zinc ion transmembrane transporter activity. The transcript is spliced from 7 exons. The record is from RefSeq and is a predicted model, not a curated record. Lineage: Eukaryota; Fungi; Mucoromycota; Mucoromycetes; Mucorales; Mucoraceae.
AUGUCGAAUUCAACUAAAAACUUGGAAAGAGAGCCACUGUUGAACACACAUACAACAGGAGGCUCCGUCGUCUCUUACACAGUCAGCAGCCCACAAAAUUGUUCAAACAACACUCUCAAAGAUCGCUCUGCUGCUCAAUCUACAAAGAGAAAGUUGUGGUUUGCCGUCUGUCUAGCAUGCUGUUUCUUUGCUACCGAGCUGGUGGCAGGCUACUUUGCUAAUUCUUUGGCUUUGAUGUCCGACGCGUUUCACUUAUUAUCAGAUGUAGCCAGUUUCAUCGUUGCAUUAGCAGCAAUUUACUUGGCAGAGAAGCCAGCAACCAAGAGACACACAUUUGGCUUUCAUCGUGCUGAGGUUAUCGCUGCUCUUGUUUCCGUAUUGACAAUCUGGGUGCUUACAGGUUUCUUGGUCCAUGAAGCCAUUCAACGUAUUAGAAAUCCUCAAGUCAUUAAUGCUAAAUUGAUGUGCAUUACAGCAACCAUUGGUGUUCUCGUUAACGUUGUAUUGGCCUAUGUGUUGGGCGGACAUCAUCAUGGCCAUUCGCAUGAUGAAGAGGAACAUGCCCACAUUGAAAACGAGACAAGCAAUCACACUCACAAGGAGACCAACAUCAAUCUUAGAGCUGCUGCCCUCCAUGUACUUGGCGACUUAUUGGCCUCUGUCGGUGUGCUUGUUUCAUCCAUCAUCCUGAUCUUCAAGCCCGAAAUGACAUUUGUCGAUCCUUUGUGUACCUUUUUCUUUUCGAUUUUGGUCUUGUACACAACCUACCACCUUGUCAAGGAUUCAUUAGCCGUCUUGAUGGAAGGUGUGCCUGGAAAUAUUCACCCUGAUUUGAUUGAAAAGUCCCUGUUGGAUGUGCCUGGUGUCAUUGCCGUGCAUGAUUUGCAUGUGUGGACCUUAUCUCCCGGUAAAUACUCUUUAACCGCUCAUAUUACCAUCGACCAUAAUGCCAGCAAUUAUGACGAAGUUUUGUCAAAGGGUCAGCAUAUUGUCUGUGAUGUAUAUGGUGUUCAUCACUCCACUCUCCAAAUAGAAUCUGAGCAAAGCUCAUUUACCAGCCAUUGCAACCCUGAAUUGUGUGCUGUCAGAGCCUAA